AUGGGUGAGUCUCCAGCUGUGAUCGGCCUGUUUCUCACCACCUGUCCUCUUUUUGUUUCUCUUGCUGCUUCAACAGUGGCCAUUGUCUCGGAGGACAACUUCCAUCACAGUUCAAACUCCACCUACAGAACUGCAAGCCCCUCCACCCUAGCAGAUGAGGAGGCGCUGCUUGAGAAGCUGCUGGACCACCCGCCACCUGUCCUACAAAGGCCCGAGGACCACUUCCAUGGUGCCUACAUCAUCUUCUUCAGCUUGGGCAUUGGUGGCCUACUGCCUUGGAACUUCUUUGUCACUGCCAAGGAGUACUGGGUAUUCAAACUCCGCAACUGUUCCAGCCCACUUAGCUCUCCCGAGGUGGAAAAGACGGACAUUCUCAACUACUUCGAGAGCUACCUUGCCAUCGCCUCCACCGUGCCCUCUGUGCUGUGCCUCGUGGCGAACUUCCUGCUUGUCAACAGGGUUCCCGUUCAUGUCCGUGUAUUGGUCUCGCUGACCGUCAUGCUGACCAUCUUCGUGGUGAUGACCGUGCUGGUGAAAAUGGAUACCUCCUCCUGGACCCGAGGCUUCUUUGUCGUCACCAUCGUCUGCAUGGUGAUCAUCAGUGGUACCGCCACCGUCUUCAACAGCAGUGUCUUCGGAAUGACGGGUUCCUUCCCUAUGAGGAAUUCCCAGGCUCUGAUAUCAGGAGGAGCCAUGGGAGGGACCAUCAGUGCAGUGGCCGCACUGGUGGACCUGGCGGCGUCCAGUGAUGUGACGAACAGCGCCCUGGCCUUCUUCCUCACAGCAGAUGUCUUCCUGGGGCUCUGCAUUGGGCUCUACCUGCUGCUGCCCCGGCUGGAGUACGCCAGGUACUACAUGAGACCUAUAAAGCCAGCCCAUGUGUUUUCCAAUCAAGAGCAGCUGCCCCAAGACUCUCCCGACACCCCGUUGUUGGCUUCCAGAUCCAGUAACUCCCCAACACCCCCCCUCCGCCUCAUCCUGAAGAAGACGGUCGGCCUGGGCUUCUGCAUCAUCUACCUCUUCUUCAUCACCAGCCUCAUCUUCCCUGCCCUCUCCACCAACAUCGAGUCCCUCAACAAGGACUCAGGCUCGCUGUGGACCACCAAGUUCUUCGUGCCCCUCACCACCUUCCUCUUGUACAACUUUGCUGACCUGUGCGGCAGGCAGGUCACAGCCUGGAUCCAGGUGCCAGGGCCCAAAAGUAAGGUGCUUCCUGGGACGGUGCUCCUCCGAACCUGCCUGGUCCCCCUCUUCAUGUUCUGCAACUACCAGCCCCGCGUCCACAUACAGGCAGUUGUCUUCCGGUCCGACGUCUACCCAGCGCUCUUCACCUCCCUCCUGGGGCUCAGCCACGGCUACCUCAGCACCCUCGCUCUCAUCUAUGGCCCUAAGAUUGUGUCCCGGGAGCUGGCCGAGGCCACGGGCGUGGUGAUGUCCUUUUACAUGUACUUGGGCUUGGUGCUGGGCUCAGCCGGCUCUGCCCUGCUGGUGCACCUCAUCUAGGAGGGAAGCUGACAAGGACAACUGUCUGCAGGGGGUGUGGGAGCCUCAGCAGCAAGGCUGGGUGUGGAGAGCACCCUCAGGCCUGGCCUCUCCCCAGGGGCUGGUGACCAUACCUCUGUCUCCAUGCCAGGCUCAGACGUUGCAGACACUGUAACAGAACCAGAAAUGUGUGCAGACCAUAACACACUGGAAUAAGACAGUUACAACAGUGACCCAGUGAGAAGGAGUGGGGGUGGGGGGGAUGGAGGCCCCUGACUAACUGGUUAACACUGCUUCUGUACAGCCUCUUUGGAAAGUUUACAGUGUUGCUCUGAGUUGUUACAAGCAAGUGCCAAAACCCAGCUCAGGCCUGUGCCUUCUCCCAGCCUUGCUCCUUCCGCUGAUAGCAGGAUGUGAGGGUUCUCAGCGCGCCCAUCCUUAGAAGGUCCCCUGGAAUGGAAACUGCCCUGGCCCAAGACUGCAGCCUGCGCCAACCUCUGCUUUCUGUGGGUGAGCACCUGGCCCCCCAGAUUAGAACCUCGAGGACAAGCUUUCCGGAAACCCUUCAUUCCUUAAACCUGGCCCAAGAGGGUCUGUGACUGUUACUAGGGAGGCUGCCAGGGCUGUGCCCAACAAGGAUCCUUAGGUGGUCUGCAGCCUGGAUCAGGUGGGGCUUUUAAUGUCCACGUUUACAACAUGCCGCGGCCAUUGGUUCCUGGGCAUAAUAAACAUGAAAG
Condylura cristata (star-nosed mole) is the source of this 2219-nucleotide messenger RNA. RefSeq names its product solute carrier family 29 (equilibrative nucleoside transporter), member 3 (gene SLC29A3). NCBI's taxonomy places the organism in Eukaryota, Metazoa, Chordata, Mammalia, Eulipotyphla, Talpidae. Gene Ontology annotation, cellular component: Golgi apparatus; plasma membrane. The record is from RefSeq and is a predicted model, not a curated record. Gene Ontology annotation, molecular function: nucleoside transmembrane transporter activity. Gene Ontology annotation, biological process: nucleoside transmembrane transport. The transcript has 6 exons. Bases 1 to 1503 code for a protein of 500 amino acids.